Naegleria lovaniensis is the source of this 3771-nucleotide messenger RNA. RefSeq lists its product as uncharacterized. The record is from RefSeq and is a predicted model, not a curated record. Gene Ontology annotation, molecular function: cysteine-type deubiquitinase activity; cysteine-type endopeptidase activity. Gene Ontology annotation, cellular component: nucleus; cytosol. NCBI's taxonomy places the organism in Eukaryota, Heterolobosea, Eutetramitea, Acrasida, Naegleriidae. The coding region runs from base 1 to 3771 and encodes 1256 amino acids. Gene Ontology annotation, biological process: protein deubiquitination. The transcript has 6 exons.
AUGAAAGUAACGGGUCAUCUGAACAAGUUGCUAAACAACAACGAAAAGAACAUUAAAUCUUUUGAAGAGAAAAUCAACCUUCUGUUUGCCAAUGUUAGGAACAAAGGUUCCGAAAUUGCGUAUGACUAUGCUCUUUUUGGAGAGUUGAAUCAUUGUGUAUACAAUUUGAGAUCAUCCAGAUCCAUGGAUAUGAUCCUCGUAUUCCUUGAUUCAACUUUUGACGCGUUCAUCACUCAAUUCAUUCAACCAAAAUUCAAAGUGGAUGACAAACUGACAAUUCCGAAUAUUGAAACUUAUAUUGAUACUUGGAAAAUAAUGUCCAAAGUUCAUUCAUGGUUGAGAAAACUCUUCAAAGCAAUGCAUGAAACUACCUUUCAUCACCCAGAAGAUGAUUUGAUGACCAAGUUUAAAACCAAUAUUGUCGAACAAGGAGAAAUCAAAAAACAACUCUGUAAAUAUGUUGUUGAAGAACUUGAAAAGGCUAAAUCAGAUCAGGCUUCUGAAGCUGCUGGAGAGAACUCAAAAACACCACCGCAAACACCUGCUCACACUAUUAUCAAGUCAUUUGUGGAAUUGAGUUAUUCCCUCCAGAGUUUUGAUGAAGAAUUCAAAAAUUUAGCUUCUAAUAUAUUCAUGGAGGCUGAAGCUGAAUACAUUAAGAAAAUUGGACCACCACAGGAAGCACCACGAAUGUCAUCUUCAUAUAUGCCAUCCUCAACUUCAAUGUACACGUACAAUGACUAUCCAUACAAGGAACAUUUUGUUGGAUUGAAAAACCAAGGUUCUCUAUGCUAUUUGAAUUCGUUGAUUCAAGUCCUUUACAAUAUUCCAGCAUUUAGAAGAAUAGUCUUUCAAUGGAGGUAUAACAAGGCUAUUCAUGGCGAUGAAGAAUAUUGCAUUUUAUUUCAGCUGCAACAUCUCUUUGCCAGAUUGAGAAUGUCAGAAAUGAAGGCUAUCGAGACUGUCAAUCUUACCAAAUCAUUUGGUUGGGAGAGAUCUCAAAGUUUUGAACAACAAGACUCUACAGAGUUUAUGAGAGUUCUUUUUGAAACAUUGAUUAACGAAAAACUCCCAAUUGAAGAAAUAUUUGAGGGAGAGUAUAGUGAUUACGUGAUUUGCAGCAAAUGUUGCAAUAUUGGAGGACGAAAAACAAAAUUUUUGGACCUUCAGUUGCCUGUUAGAGGAUUGAAGCAUUUGGAUGCAUCCAUUGCGGAAUUUCAAUUCGAGGAAUGCUUAUCAGGAGUGAAUCAAUACUUUUGUGAGAAGUGUAAUUGCAAAGUUGAUGCAAAGAAAGGUAUCAAACUAUUAAGAACUCCAGACAUUCUUAGUUUACAUUUAAAGAGAUUUGACAUUGAUUAUACUACAUUCUCAAGAAUUAAGUUGAACAACCAACUUGUAUUUCCUCACGUUUUGGAUAUGAACAAAUAUGUAAACAGUGCUGCUAGUUUUACCAGUAACGAAUUAGAUGUUGAAUCUUUAGAAGCCAAAUAUAACAUUUACACUCUUCAAUCAGUGGUCAUUCACUCUGGUAGCGCAGGUGGUGGUCACUAUUAUUCUUAUGAAAAGGUUGGAAACCAUUGGUAUGAAUUUAAUGACUCUACUGUUACUAAAAUUGAGGAAAGUCAAGUUGAGAAAGCAUUUGGAAGUGGUUCUUCUCACUCCAACGGUUACUUGCUGAUUUAUAUUAGAGAUGAACCAAUCAGUCAAGCACAUAGACAAUUGUUAGAAAUGACUGACGAACAAGAAAUUGAAACCAUUCCUUUGGACAUUCGAAAGGCCAUUGCUACUGAAAAUGAAAAUUAUCUCAAAGGUCAACGAGCGUACGAAUUCAAAAAGAAAAAAUUGGAGUUUACUGUACUUUUUGAUACUAUCAAGCAAAUUCCAACUGAAUUUUUGAGCUCCAAUGUUGAGACUCUCUUAUCGGAUAUUGAUUUCAAAAACUCGAGACAGAAUUUAUAUCUUGAGAAAGAUGAUGGAGAAUAUCUUCCAGAGGAGCAUGUCAGUAUUUUUGUAAGCAAAUUUGCAAAGGACAGUUUCGACAAGCCUUCACUCUUGACUGUAAAGCGAACAGCAUCUUUGGCUGAUAUCAAACAAUCCAUUGAAUCCCUAACCUCCAUUCCUGCCUCGCGCCAAACCAUUAUCGCAACGAAAUUUGUGAAUAAUACACCCAAGAAUUAUCUCAUGGUUGAGGACGACGACUUGAUGCUUGAAAAUGGAGACAAGAUCUAUGUGGAAGAGAAUAUUGAUAUAGAGAGUGAUGUUCAUCAGGAAUCCAAAGCCCUUGAAAAUUUAUUAACCAUUCAGAACACAAUCUCAUUGACUGUUGAAAAUUCGAACAAGGAGAAAUUCCCAAUUACCAUUGAUCGAAGACAGCCCAUUUAUUUAUUGAAGGAUUUAGUCUCUCAAAUAUUAAAUAAGGAAGCUGAAACCUUUACGUUGGCAUUUGGAGACAGCUCUCCAGAAGAUAUGCACAUUUUGGACAAUCUCGACGAUAAGAUUAGUUUCCAUUUAUUUAGUGGAAGUACAGUGAGAGUUGUUGAACAACAUCAACUUGUUAAACCAACAUUCAAAUUGACCUUUUAUAUGGAAGAACCUGUGGAGCACCAUCAUCCUUCGAAUCAUUUCGAUCAUUAUGAAUUGGAUCAUCGAAUGAUGCUGGACAUGGACUAUUGUGCUGCUGCCUACCCCAAUAGACCCAUGACAAGAGGCCUCAAACGAGCUGCCUACAAUAUGCUACACGCUCCAGAAAUGGCAGAUGCAGCUGACAUUGAACACAUGUCUAUUACCACUAGUAGAAAACAUUCAAAGGAUAUCAUCUUUGAAGAUGAACAUGGAAAGCCAAUUCAUGCAUCACAUCGACGAGGAAACAAAUUUAAAAAAUUGUUUGAUUUGACUCUCGAUAAGGAAACUUCAGUGAAAGAAAUUAAGGAGUUUAUAUUCAACAAAGCCAAAGAAGAGAAAUCAGAUAUUAUAAAAAAGAAGGACACUUCUGACAAUGUGAGAGUGAGAGAACGCCUGGAUAAUAGAGAUUAUGCAGGACGUAUCCUUCGAGAUGAGGAAAAACCCUUCUAUUCUUUAAGUGGUAGUAAUGGUGGUAAUAGCAGUUCUAUUCUAUCGACAUCUUCAAGACAAGUCAUUAUUGAACGUCAAGAUCAAACCUCUAUUAUUACUUCUGAAGAUGUUGUGAUCCGAGUGGCUCGAUUUAAACCAUCAUCAUGGAGCAUGAGUGCCAUUCGAGAAAUUAUCAUUCAAAAGAGAACAUGCAACCUUUUCCAAUUGAAACAAAUCAUUCUUGGAUUGGAUGAUAAGAUUUCUGAAGAGCAUUUGAAACUCGUGAAAAUACCUCAUCAACUCAAUUCCUACCUUAGAGACACGAAUUACAUGAUGAAACUCUCCUGGAAUUCAAAUUUGAGUGAUGAAUCACUUGUGUGUCAAGAUCCAUGGUUCGUAACCGAUUGUGAUAUGAUCUUGUAUAAGGAUGAUCGAGAGCAAAUACCAGAUUACAUUUUGGAGAAUGGAACUUUGAAUGGAGAUGAACAUAUGCCAGCAGCUGCAAGAGGUUCCAAUGGAAGCAAACCAUCAAGAGAUCAUGAACAAGGUAUUCGUUUUAGAACGAAAGAAGAAAUUGAACUCAAAAGAAAAAAUCUAGCCAUGGACAACAAUGGAGAUGCUCUGAAUGGACAUGACAUGACUGAUGACGAUCCUGAUGAUACUUACCAUAACACCACAGGAAGAGGAUUGGGAGGCUCGAAAAAAGCCAAAUUAUGCUAA